AUGGCUGACGGCGGCGGUAUCGAUCGUCGCGCGGACGAGAAAAUGGAGUUCUCGACCUCCAAGGAGGUUACUGUCCACCCGACAUUCGAGGCCAUGUCGCUCAAGGAGAAUCUCCUCCGCGGCAUCUACGCCUACGGCUACGAGUCGCCCUCGGCCGUCCAGUCCCGCGCCAUUGUCCAGAUCUGCAAGGGCCGCGACACCAUCGCCCAGGCCCAGUCCGGCACAGGCAAGACGGCCACGUUCUCCAUCUCCAUGCUCCAGGUCAUCGACACGGCCAUCCGCGAGACCCAGGCUCUCGUUCUCUCCCCCACCCGCGAGCUCGCCACCCAGAUCCAGUCCGUCGUCAUGGCGCUCGGCGACUACAUGAACGUCCAGUGCCACGCCUGCAUCGGCGGCACGAACGUCGGCGAGGAUAUCCGCAAGCUCGACUACGGCCAGCACAUCGUGUCGGGCACGCCCGGCCGCGUCGCCGACAUGAUCCGUCGGCGUCACCUCCGCACGCGCCACAUCAAGAUGCUCGUCCUCGACGAGGCCGACGAGCUGCUCAACCAGGGUUUCCGCGAGCAGAUCUACGACGUGUACCGCUACCUGCCGCCGGCGACCCAGGUCGUCGUCAUCUCCGCCACUCUGCCGUACGACGUCCUCGACAUGACGACCAAGUUUAUGACCGACCCCGUGCGCAUCCUGGUCAAGCGUGACGAGUUGACCCUCGAGGGCCUCAAGCAGUACUUCAUCGCCGUCGAGAAGGAGGACUGGAAGUUCGACACGUUGUGCGACCUCUACGACACCCUCACCAUCACACAGGCCGUCAUCUUCUGCAACACGCGGAGAAAGGUGGACUGGCUGACGGACAAGAUGCGCGAGGCCAACUUCACCGUCAGCAGCAUGCACGGCGACAUGCCGCAGAAGGAGCGCGACAGCAUCAUGCAGGACUUCCGCCAGGGCAACAGCCGCGUGCUCAUCUCGACCGACGUCUGGGCCCGCGGCAUCGACGUCCAGCAGGUCAGCCUGGUCAUCAACUACGACCUGCCCAGCAACCGUGAGAACUACAUCCACCGGAUCGGUCGUAGUGGACGUUUCGGUCGCAAGGGUGUCGCCAUCAACUUUGUUACUAGCGAGGACGUGCGCAUCCUGCGUGAUAUCGAAUUGUACUACUCCACCCAGAUCGACGAAAUGCCCAUGAACGUCGCCGAUCUCAUCUCUUGA
Messenger RNA from Microdochium trichocladiopsis, 1206 nucleotides. Its product is annotated as DEAD/DEAH box helicase. The record is from RefSeq and is a predicted model, not a curated record. NCBI's taxonomy places the organism in Eukaryota, Fungi, Ascomycota, Sordariomycetes, Xylariales, Microdochiaceae. Bases 1 to 1206 code for a protein of 401 amino acids. Gene Ontology annotation, molecular function: RNA helicase activity; ATP binding; mRNA binding. Gene Ontology annotation, cellular component: nucleolus; catalytic step 2 spliceosome. The transcript has 3 exons.